UUAAUUUCAAUUCAGUAAAAAUAAUUUAAGUUUAGUAAAAAUAAUUUUAGCUUAAUAAAAUUAACAGGAAAUGAACAAUGGAAAAAAUAUGUUUAGAUUACCACCACUAACAAAAAUAUGAUGAGAACAAAAAAAAAAGACAAAAAAGGUUUAAAAAAAAGGAUAAUUAUUGAAGAAACCCGUUAAUCGAGUGCAUAUCAACGCAUAGCACCUAUUGACAAACGAAGUGUAUAGGAGGGCAGAAGCGUAAUUUAUCAGGCAUUAGAAAACUUAAAUAUUCCACUUAACUGUACUAGUGGUACAUUUAAUACUCCGAAAAUGUACCACUGAAAUCACAUUGGUACAUUUAAUCAAAGUGGUACGUACGUUUUGUACUUUAAAUUGUACUACUAGAAAACAAGUGUCAUGCUAUACACUUUCUAAACACAAUGCGCCAAUACUUUUCCCGUUUAAUCCACCAUAAUAUCAACAAAUUCGAGGGAGAGGACCAAAGUCACCAAACAGUCAAAGUUCACUAUCCUCCAUAAUUCUAAAUUCUUUUUUCUUUUUCUCUCUUUUUUCGCAGUGAUUCUUCUUUCACUAUGUAAAAAAAGGUUCAAAUUAUAAAUCAUUAUAAAUUCUAGACAUUAUCACAUCACACUCCCUAAGUGUAGCCUCACUGCCUCACUCACUCAUUCACUCCUCACUAGAGGAUAACAAAAACAAAAUAAUGUACCUUCUUCAACUAUAGUAGCCUUAAUCCACCAUUACAUUUUCACAUUGAACCCGAUUACCCGGCCCGUUCAUUUCUACUAGAAAUAUGGUUCAAAGAAGGUACAUUGUUCAAAUAUUGGCUCUAUGUUCAGUUUUUACACUUGGUUCGGGCCUUUACAACUUCACUAUCCCGGGCCAGCACCCGGACCCGGAAGCCGUCGCCCGAGAAGUUCAUAGGCUGGUGAAUGUUUCAGUAACUAGAAGACAUUUACUUGAAGAUGCUUCAAACUGCGCCACCGGCAAUCCAAUCGAUGAUUGCUGGCGAUGUGACCCGAAUUGGGGAAACGACCGUCAAAGGUUGGCCGAUUGUGGCAUCGGGUUUGGGCAAUAUGCGUUAGGUGGCAAAGGUGGUGAGUAUUACAUAGUCACUGACCCUUCUGACGAUGACGUUGUUAAUCCAAAGCCUGGUACACUACGUUAUGCUGUUAUACGAACUGAACCUCUUUGGAUCAUCUUCGCUUCUAAUAUGGUUAUCCACCUUUCUCAGGAGCUAAUCUUCAAUAGUUACAAGACAGUAGAUGGGAGAGGGGUGGAUGUACACAUAACAGGAGGAGGAUGCAUAACCUUGCAAUAUAUUAGCAAUGUAAUUAUCACCAACAUCCACGUCCACCACUGCCACCAAUCCGGUAACACCAUGGUCCGAGACAGCCCAACCCAUUAUGGUUAUCGAAGUUUGUCCGAUGGAGAUGGGAUCUCUAUAUUUGGAUCUAAGGAUCUUUGGAUCGACCACUGCUCGCUGUCUCAUUGUAAGGAUGGGCUCAUCGACAUUGUAAUGGGCUCAACCGCUAUCACGGUGUCCAACAACCAUUUCUCUCACCAUAAUGAGGUUAUGCUUCUAGGGCAUAGUGACACGUACGAGCCUGAUACAGGAAUGCAGGUUACAAUCGCGUUCAACCAUUUUGGACCGAAAUUAGUACAGAGGAUGCCAAGGUGUAGAAAAGGGUAUAUACAUGUUGUGAAUAAUGAUUUUACACAAUGGGAGAUGUACGCAAUUGGUGGUAGUGGAAAUCCAACCAUUAAUAGCCAAGGAAAUCGUUUUAUUGCUCCUUUUGAUCGUUAUGCCAAAGAGGUAACAAAGAGAGUAGGAACAGACGAGAAAGAUUGGAAGGGGUGGAAUUGGAGAUCAGAAGGAGACGAAAUGGUGAACGGCGCAUAUUUUGUGGCGUCAGGAGCGGCUGUUGAAGUCCAAUAUGAGAAAGCUUACAGUGUGGAGCCCAAAUCUUCUGCCUUCAUUGACCAACUUGUCAUGCAUGCUGGCGUUCUUGGCGACAGUAGACACAGCUUAGGCAAGUGGAGUGCUGGACCAGGUGACAAAACAGGAUUAGACUCAGAUGAUUAUGAUUACAGCGAUGAUUAUGAUGGAGCCACACCAACAAAUUCAUCCCCAACUUACACUCUUCUAUUUCUUUUGUUGAUGUUAUCAUUUUGUUAUUUGUAUGUCAUCCCUAACGUCAAUUUUCUAUGACAAACAUCUUGAAAUCGAAUUAAUUCUUGUCUGUUACUUCUAACUUUGACAUUAAUGAGUAAAACUCUUUAUGUCUCACUAGGGCUCUUUGGCAUUACAAGCUUUCUUUUAUAACUUUGCCUUUUAUCAACUACAAGUGUUUAUAUUUAUUGUGCCUUAGAAUGUCACCAUACCUUGGAAUUAAUCAAUUUCCCCUUUAUCCCAAUACAAAUACUACCUCUGUUAACUAUUAUGUGCAACAAAUGAGUCGCACCCGGACUCUUAGGUAAAAGUUUUAAGGAGGGUUAAUCAAAAAAUUUGAGAUGCAAUUAAGUAAAAAGAGGAGGGAAAGGGUAGGGAUCCACGUGGGGUUUUAAAAUGUGGAUUGCUAAACAUCGCCUACAAAUUACCAACUAAAGCCCACAAAUUUCCAUUGAAUUGACAAUAUUGUCCUUAACCCAAAAAAAAGAAACUCUCUCUCAUCACCCAAAAAAAAAAUCAGUGCC
Chenopodium quinoa (quinoa) is the source of this 2703-nucleotide messenger RNA. RefSeq names its product probable pectate lyase 12. Lineage: Eukaryota; Viridiplantae; Streptophyta; Magnoliopsida; Caryophyllales; Amaranthaceae. The coding region runs from base 800 to 2218 and encodes 472 amino acids. Gene Ontology annotation, molecular function: pectate lyase activity. The record is from RefSeq and is a predicted model, not a curated record. The transcript has 6 exons.